AUGCAUGAUGCUCUGGUGUUUGGAAUCCCUAUUGUAGCAAUUUUCACUGCUCUGAUUGUCAGCGUUUAUGGGAUUAAGCAGAGGAGAAAGAGUUUGAUGCAUAAAGAUCUCCAAGCCCUUGACCUGCAAACUGGCUCCUUCACCUUGAGACGAAUCAAAGCGGCAACUAGAAAUUUUGAUCCGGCUAACAAGAUUGGUGAAGGUGGUUUUGGUUCAGUUUACAAGGGUUCACUGUCCGAUGGCACCGUCAUUGCUGUCAAGCAGUUAUCAUCAAGGUCUAAACAAGGGAAUAGGGAGUUCGUGAAUGAGAUAGGGAUGAUAUCUGCAUUACAGCAUCCUAACCUUGUCAAACUCUAUGGCUGUUGUACAGAAGGGAACCAGUUGUUUCUAGUUUACGAGUAUAUGGAAAACCAUACUAUUUCUGGACUAUUACUGCUGGGUCCAGCUGAACAACAUAAACUGCAACUGGAUUGGGCAACAAGACUCAAGAUUUGCCUUGGGAUAGCAAGAGGUCUAGCAUAUCUGCAUGAGGAAUCCGCAAUAAGGAUUGUACACCGAGAUAUCAAGGCCAGCAAUAAACUGCUUGACAAAGAUUUGAAUGCUAAGAUCUCAGAUUUUGGGCUAGCAAAGCUUAAUGAAGAUGACCACACCCACAUAAGCACAAAAGUAGCUGGAACAAUCGGAUACAUGGCUCCUAAGUAUGCUAUGCGUGGUUAUUUAACAGAUAAAGCUGAUGAAUACAGUUUUGGAGUUGUUGCUUUGGAAAUUGUCAGUGGAAAAAGUAACACAAACUACAGGCCAAAGGAAGAUUUUGUUUAUCUUCUUGAUUGGGCUUGUGUUCUGCAGGAGAGAGGAUCUCUCCUGGAAUUGGUAGACUCAGAUCUAGGAUCCAAUUACUCAACAGAAGAGGCACUCCUCGUGCUGAAUGUUGCCCUGCUAUGCACCACAGCGACACCUACACUCAGACCAAAGAUGUCAGAAGUUGUUAGCCUGCUUGAGGGCAAAGCCUCUCUUCAGCCCUUGCUGUCAGAUCUCAGCCUUGCUGAAAAUAGCCUGAGCUCAAGUGCUGUACGCAUGAACUUCUGGCAAAUCCUAAGUAAGGCCCAGAGCCUGACAGCACAAGCUUUGUGCAAUGACACUAAUGGAGUAAUGGAUCAUCAAUCAUAG
Molecule: messenger RNA, 1167 nt
Organism: Panicum hallii
Lineage: Eukaryota; Viridiplantae; Streptophyta; Magnoliopsida; Poales; Poaceae
Product: probable LRR receptor-like serine/threonine-protein kinase At1g07650
Exons: 6
Coding region: 1-1167 (388 amino acids)
Biological process (GO): protein phosphorylation
Molecular function (GO): protein kinase activity; ATP binding
Source: RefSeq, a predicted model, not a curated record